Messenger RNA from Gekko japonicus, 351 nucleotides. Its product is annotated as CD276 antigen-like. NCBI's taxonomy places the organism in Eukaryota, Metazoa, Chordata, Lepidosauria, Squamata, Gekkonidae. The annotation marks the transcript as partial. The transcript has a single exon. The record is from RefSeq and is a predicted model, not a curated record.
GCGCCAUGGAAAUCCAAGUCCCUGACGACCCGGUGAUCGCCCUCUUCGGCCGUGAUGCCACCUUGAGCUGCUCCUUCUCGCCCGGCGCCAACUUCAGCCUGGCCGACCUCAGCCUCAUCUGGCAGCUGACAGACACCAAACGGCUGGUGCACAAAUUCGCGGAGGGGCAGGACCAGCUGGCCAACCAAGGGAGGAGCUAUGCCAACCGCACCACCCUCUUCUACGACCAGCUGUCCCAGGGCAACGCCUCCCUCCUCCUGCGCCGUGUGCAGAUCGCUGAUGAGGGGAGCUUCACCUGCUUCGUCAGAGUCCGCGACUACAGCAGCGCUGCGGUGGCGCUUCAGGUUGCCG